Hippocampus comes (tiger tail seahorse) is the source of this 2922-nucleotide messenger RNA. RefSeq names its product sperm flagellar 1 (gene spef1). Gene Ontology annotation, biological process: regulation of cytoskeleton organization. Bases 269 to 1012 code for a protein of 247 amino acids. Lineage: Eukaryota; Metazoa; Chordata; Actinopteri; Syngnathiformes; Syngnathidae. Gene Ontology annotation, molecular function: microtubule binding. The transcript is spliced from 7 exons. Gene Ontology annotation, cellular component: axoneme. The record is from RefSeq and is a predicted model, not a curated record.
GGAAAAAAUGCACAUAUUUAAGUCGCAGUGAGAGGUGCGCUUCUUCGUUGCCUAAUUAAUGUGGUGUGUUUAAUUAUAAACGUCGGUAAACCAUGCAUAAAACACAUUGUAUCAGUACAUAACGUAAUCUAUACGUCUGCUGACGUAAUUGUGCUCCUUCCGCAAGGGCCCCAUACGCUGCGUUGCUAAGCAACCGCUUAAAACAACCAAGCGAAAUCGUCUCGUGCUUGAAUUGAAUUCAUAAGACAUAAAGAUACGCGAAUAGCGAAUGGAGCGAGAGUUAGACGAGGACGAGUUGCAGGAUUUGUACGCGUGGAUAGAUAAAAUUCGUCUUUCAAGACCAAAAAGAAACAUCGCCAAUGACUUCAGCGAUGGAGUGAUGGUGGCUGAGGUCGUCAAACAUUUCUUCCCAAAGAUUAUCGACUUGCACAACUACACUCCUGCCAGCUCCACUCAGCAAAAACUCAGCAAUUGGAACCUCCUUAACAGGAAGGUGUUUUCCAAGCUGAACUUCCACGUACCUGAGAAGUCGGUGAAGAAGAUUAUACUUCGAUCCGCGGGGGUGAUCGAGAGUGUGCUGAGUGGCCUCAGAGAGAAGAUACAACAGAAGUUGGACCAUAAGCCACACACUAUAUCAGAUUUGGAAUACUAUGACACCAGGAACCCAGAGAAAACCCUCACAGAGUUUAGUCAGUGUGAGGCCCGAUAUCUGUCCGAGAUGGUACGUGAGGAGGUGAAACGGGAUGACAAAUUAAAAAUGGAGACAAGCAAACUACAACACACAGCUCAGUUUUACUCCAACAUGGACCCAGCGGUGCGCCAAAUUCUAAAGGAAAAAGAGCAUGCAGCCAUGGCUUUGCAGGAGACAGUGGAGAUCCUGCAAAUGAAGGUGAGCAAGUUGGAGCGCCUGAUACAGCUAAAGGACAUGCGGAUCGAUGACAUGAGGCACAAUCUGGAGAUGUGUACCUGUCUGAAAGGAAAGCACACGGAUUCUAAACCCAACAGCAUUUAAGCACUGAAAAGCAAUACUUUGAUUUGCUUAUCUUCAAUUCAUCCCUUACAACAAAAAAAAAAAGGUCUCAUAUAUUUCACAGUCAAACCAAGAUUUUUUUCCCUAUUGGAAAUAAUGGGAAUUUUAAUAAUUUUUUCAGCCCACAAAAGUGGAAAAAGAAGUUACUCUCAAAUGGCAUAAGCCAGAAAGUGACCCAUAUAGUAGCAAGUCAGUCAGCAACUAGCGAUGGAAGUAGCUAGCUAACAUUAGCAGUUGACUUCACUGCUUGGACUUUAAUUCUUUUCAGCCUUAUAAUCUUUUCUUGUUGAGUCUGGUUGAGGAUUUUUGAAAUAUAAAAAAAAAAAAAGCCUCAAAAAGACAAAAGAACAAAAACAGUUAAUCAUUUGAUGCGAGAGGAAAUGAGCAUUGGUGACAUUUAGGACUUUUCCAGAAAAAUGUUGUGACAUAGCACCAUCUGUUUUUUUUUUUUUUUUUUUUUUUUUAAAGGAAAACACUGAGAAUUUUGUAGGCUUUAGUCCAAAAGUAUUACACAGUUAGUGGAAAAUUGACUGACUAAAUUGUCACGAGAACACAAGUUCAGAAACUCUUAUAGGCUGACUAAAUUGUCACGAGAACACAAGUUCAGCAACUCUUAUAGGCCAAAAUCGGCCGAACUUAUUUGUAAUUAAGUAUAAACGUAAGUAUCCUACAACAAUAUAAUAGUAAUUGACUUAAAAUAUACUGCAAGGGAUCCUUCUUUAUAGUCAUAUAUAGUACUUCUAGUACAUUGUAGUUAAGAUCUAACAAGUAAAGAAUACUUAAAAAUAACACGAAUAUAGUCCGGUUCUAGAAUAUCCUUCGAGAUUUCUCGAAUGCAUGCCUUAUUCAUCCAUAAAAUGGUGAAAAUGAUUUUUGAGUUACAAUUAAUAGUGAAUUCAAAUAAGGAUUUUUUUUUUGUAAGGGAAGACUAUAAAAUACACCAGCAACUUUAUUUGUUGUAUCUGUUUAUCAAAGUUUUAAGUGAGGGAGAUUUACUGUACAGUAUAUUUAUUUUCCUUUAUUGUGAUUUACUAAGACUGUAGAGAGUAUUGAGUUGAUGCAUUUUUUUAAUAUAAUGAGGUCCUGCUCUGCGUGAAAUCUGAAUGUGCUUGUUUUUUUAAACAUAUCUGCAAUCCUUUAUACAGCUUGUCCCGUCUGACCACCCCGUGCUCAAUAAAUUGUCUAACUGCUUUAUUUUCCCAACGUGACUUGUUGAGAAAUAAGCUGCGAACACAAUGACAUGCAGUGUUAGGUUUACUCACAAGCACUGUCAGUUCCUCACACUCAUCUAAAAGUGUGACAACUUAUUUUUAAAGCAACUCCUGUUUCCGUUGGAAGUGUGACUUUUGCUUAUUGAUAGCACAUUUUUCACCACCGUUAACAGUUAAGAUGAGGCUGACAGGUGUAAGAAUAAGUUAUUGAUGAUUCAGCAUCAUGGCCUGUUCUGGUCUAAUGAGAAAGCAUUUGCUCAUGUUCGAAAUCUGACACAAGUAGGUCAUUUUGGAACAGGCUAGCUUGAAAAAAGAAAAGCACUCAAGACUAAACCAUAAAACAGUCUCUAUCAUUAUUUAACAUUUCACAAGGAAAAUAACGUCCUAGCUAUUUCGCAGAUAUAAACAACAUAACUCAGAUACUGGCCGUUUCCCCCCAUUUGCACAAGAUCAUGUUGCCAGGCAGAAUUUGUGCUCCCCUUUGCCAAAGAAAAUAAACAUACUAUACUUCACCAAAGUCACAGACAAUACUGAUUCUUUUGCAAGUGGAAGUGCUGCUUUCAAGAGUGAAAAUACAAGCAGUGCUGACUUAAUAGUGGCUUACAUGUGCUUCACAGUUCACAUACGCUUCUUAUGACGAAUUUCUCAUCGAUUCCACAAUCAAAUCACUAUUCUGAUAGA